This is a messenger RNA of Sinocyclocheilus rhinocerous, 1123 nucleotides long. RefSeq names its product CBP80/20-dependent translation initiation factor-like. NCBI's taxonomy places the organism in Eukaryota, Metazoa, Chordata, Actinopteri, Cypriniformes, Cyprinidae. The transcript is spliced from 8 exons. The record is from RefSeq and is a predicted model, not a curated record. Bases 243 to 947 code for a protein of 234 amino acids.
UCCUGUCAGCAAACCGGACUAAACGUCACAUUCCUGCAUUCUCAUCCCUGCGAGCGCGAGCGUGCGUGUGUGUGUGAGAGAGGGACGCAGGCUAAUCUCUCCCUCCCGGACACGUCUCUGUCCACGGGAAACACUCAUGACCGGGCGGAUUUAACCCCGGAGGACACCCGGCGAUCCCCGCAGGCCCGAUCGCAGAUCUCCGCUCCCCUCUCUCCCUCCCUCCCCCCACUGGGCUGGUUGCCAUGGAGAGCUCAUCAGUAGCAUCAGCGUCGUCAGAGGCAGGAAGCACGCGCUCACAGGAGAUAGAGGAGCUGGAGCGCUUCAUCGACAGCUACGUGCUGGAGUACCAGGUGCAGGGACUUCUGAGCGACAAAAACGAAACCGACCAGGAUGUGGACAAGACACCGUCCCACAUCUCACAGUGGACAGAAGACUGCAGUGAUAAGAUUGACGGGAGCUGGUCGUCCUCACGGGGCAAGGGCUCGUCCAAACCAGAUGAUUGGGAGCACAGCAGUAAUGGCAGCACCGGUUCUAGACCCAGUUCUGGUUCUCGACCCGGUUCUGGUUCUAGAUCGGGCAGCAGAGGACGAAACAACCAGUUCAGAGCCCCAGCGAAGAAUGGAAACAGAGACUGUUCUUUCGACGUUCUGGGAACGGACAUUUGGGCUGCAAACCUGGACUGUCAUGGAGGCGCUACGUGGGACAUGCAGCCGGAGAAACUGGAUUUCUCACAGUUUCACAGGAGGCCGUACAGAGGGACACCAAAACACCUCCCGCACAUCGACCGAGAGGGGAUGGUAAAGGGCAAAUUUGACGAUGAUGAUGGUAUUGACCUGGACAACAUGGAGAAAUUCCUGCCCAGCCUGCCGCGGCGCAGGAAUUCCUGUGUCACUUUCCCUCUUGGAAUUCCGCCUCAUCAUCCGGAAUGUCGUGACACAGACUCAUGAACAGGAAAAGGGUCACGUUAAUACCAGAGGUGACGGCUUCAGUCAUCCGGCAAUAGUCAGGCUAACAAAGAGCUUUCUCUGUCCGGUGGACGCUAAGUUUAGAAUCACAGAUCUCACACGGGACGCUCCGGCUUUCUUCAAACAGCCUGCAAAUUUCAGAUUUUUUAUUUAUUUAU